UUAGUCUGGAGGGUUCUUGUGGUAUAUUACUCCUUCAUCACGCUUGUGGGACGCUGAGCAACGCCGGCCCGAGCUUCCACUAAAUCUGCGCGUUGGACGACCUGCCGAUUUGCCGCGGUGAUGGAUGAUGCCGCGGUGCACGUUCUCGUCUUCCCUUGGCCGCGGCAGGGACACAUCAACCCGAUGCUCCAUUUCGCCACCGCCCUCGUCGACGCCGGCGUCCAAGUCAGCUUCCUCCACACCGAGCGCAACCUCCGUCGUCUUGCUCAUGCGCCUCCGGUGGGCCUCCGUUUGCUGUCCAUCCCCGACGGCCAACCCGACGAUCACCCUCCUGGCUUCUUGGAGCUCCAAGAGUCAAUGUCCACGACCGGCAGCGCGGCGUACCGCGCCCUGCUCUCUGCCGCCGGCGCCGAUUCAACGGUGACAUGCGUUGUCGCCGAUAGCACCAUUCCGUUCGCCUUCGAUAUUGCCGACGAGCUCGGCAUCCCAUCGCUCGCCUUCGUCACGCACAGCGCGUGCAGUUACCUGGCGCUCCUGUCUAUGCCCAAGCUCGUCGAGCUAGGCGAGACCGCCUUCCCUGCAGACGACCUGGUGCGUGGCGUUCCGGGGAUGGAGGGCUUCCUCCGGCGACGAGAUCUCCCUCGAGGACUCUGCUGCGCUGAAAAAUGCGGCGAAGACCCCUUGGUGCUCAAGCUUGCCGAGGUCACCGCUCGUAGCAGCAAGGCACGUGCACUCAUAGUCAACACCGCCGCGUCCAUGGAGCGAUCGGCGCUCGCCCACAUCGCUUCGUGCACAGCCGACGUCUUCGCCGUAGGCCCACUACACGCGAAGUCUAGGUUCGCCGCAAGCACGAGCCUGUGGCGGGAGGACGACGGGUGCAUGGCGUGGCUGGACGGCCACGAGGACCGGUCCGUCGUGUAUGUGAGCCUGGGGAGCCUCGCCGUGAUCACGCACGAGCAGUUCACCGAGUUCCUCGCCGGCCUAGCAGCCACCGGGUACGCCUUCCUCUGGGUGCUCCGGCCGGACAUGGUCCAAAUGGCCAGCUCCGCGCUCCUCCGAGAAGCCGUCGGGGCAGCUGAAGGCGGCAGAGGGCGCGUCGUCCAGUGGGCUCCUCAGCGCGACGUGCUGCGGCACCGGGCGGUGGGCUGCUUCCUGACACACGCAGGAUGGAACUCGACGCUGGAGUGCGCCGUCGAGGGCGUGCCGAUGGUGUGCUGGCCCUUCUUCGUCGACCAGCAGACCAAUAGCCGCUUCGUGGAUGCCGUGUGGAGGACGGGGCUGGACAUGAAGGACAUCUCCGACAGAGGUGUCGUGGAAAGGACGGUGAGGGAGGUGAUGAAGUCCGACGAGAUCAGGGGGAUGGCCCAAGCUAUGGCGCAACAGUUGAGGCGUGAUGUCGCGGAGCCGGGGUUAUCCUCCUCCGAGUUCGAGCGGCUCGUCCGCUUCAUCGAGGAGCUGAAGCACUGUAUGAAGCACAGGCUGAACAAUGCAGUUCCCCACAGUACCUAGUAGGCGCAUAUGGAUGGAGCACAUGUUACCAAGCUGCUAUCAAUGCAUUGUCUCUUAGCACAUAAUCAUAUACAUAACAAAAUAU
Hordeum vulgare subsp. vulgare (domesticated barley) is the source of this 1594-nucleotide messenger RNA. RefSeq names its product myricetin 3-O-rhamnoside 1,2-glucosyltransferase UGT709G2-like. The record is from RefSeq and is a predicted model, not a curated record. The transcript has a single exon. Lineage: Eukaryota; Viridiplantae; Streptophyta; Magnoliopsida; Poales; Poaceae. Gene Ontology annotation, molecular function: UDP-glycosyltransferase activity. The coding region runs from base 121 to 1509 and encodes 462 amino acids.